Glycine soja is the source of this 4546-nucleotide messenger RNA. Its product is annotated as nuclear pore complex protein NUP1-like. The transcript has 9 exons. The coding region runs from base 146 to 4033 and encodes 1295 amino acids. Gene Ontology annotation, cellular component: nuclear envelope. Gene Ontology annotation, biological process: nuclear membrane organization; poly(A)+ mRNA export from nucleus. The record is from RefSeq and is a predicted model, not a curated record. Lineage: Eukaryota; Viridiplantae; Streptophyta; Magnoliopsida; Fabales; Fabaceae.
CAUUUUCUAUCUCUUCCGCUUUCUCUCUGCGAUUAAAACCCUAAUUUCGCUCGCUCUCAACUUCCUCUUUCUCUCGAAUUCGAAGUUCUUUCUCUGUGUUUCUCUCUCUCUCUCUCUCUGUCCCUCUGUUUCUUUUCUCUCUCUCAUGGCACCGGCACGUGAAGAGAACCCUUACGAAGGCGGCGGCGGCGGCGGUUUCGGCAAGUUCCGAAAACGACCGUUCCGCAGAAGCCAAACGACGCCGUACGAUCGCCCACCGACAGCGCUGCGAAACCCUAACCAAAGCAACGGUUGGUUCUCGAAGCUCGUCGAUCCCGCGCAGAGGCUCAUCGCUUCCAGCGCUAACAAACUCUUCGCCUCCGUUUUCCGCAAGCGCCUUCCUCCACCACAAGAAGCAGUACAGGAAGUGAGGGACCAUCACCAGGAAACAGCUCUGAUUAUUGCAAAUGAAUCCUCUGGCAAGCAAGUAGUAGGUGAAACUAGUGUCCAAAUUAACUGUUCUGGUGGAGAUGGAUUAACUGAACUUGAGAAACUAUUAAAGCAGAAGACUUUCACCAGAUCAGAGAUAGAGCAUUUGACAGAACUUAUGCGUUCAAGAACUGUGGGUUCAUCUGUUGCAGAAGAAGGGAUGAGCACAGAAGUGGUUCCAUCAGAUCCAGUUUUUCCUUGUGAACAAAAGGGAGAAUAUCCCAAAACUCCAGGACCAGAAAAUGGGAUUGAAAACCAGCUUGUUUCAACCCCAUAUGUUACUAAGACUACCUCCACUGUUUCUGUUGACGAUGUUGCUUCCCCUGCGGAGCUUGCCAAGGCUUACAUGGGUAGCAGGCCUUCAAAGUUAUCGCCAUCAAUGUUAGGCUUGCGAAGUUCUCCCAGGGAGGAUCCAUUUCUACUAAAAAAUCAACACGUUGCUCAGAAAUCUCCUAUUAAGUCAAUUGUGCCAAAGGCUACUACCCUUACUAGGGUUCAUGAAAAUGGUUUAGUGACCCCAAGGUCUCAUGGCAGAUCAGCGAUAUAUAGUAUGGCUCGAACACCAUAUGCAAGAGUUUAUCCAGGCUCUAUGCUCAAGGGUGCUGGGGUGGCUGUUGAAGGUGAGCCGUCAUCUUCAGCUCGCCAUGCGAUUGAUCAUGAUAUGCUUUCUGGAUCCAAGCAAGGGGUAUUAAAACGUGGAAGUUCUCUAUUAGGUAAUGAUAUAGGAUCCUUUGGUCCAAUACGCCGAAUCCGUCACAAGUCUAAUCUUCUAUCUGCUAAAAGCCUUACCUUACCUCAUUUGGGAAAUGCUCUAGCUAUAGAUAGGAGUAGAGUUGGCAUUGAUGCUGCUCAGCAACCUUCAUCUUCCAUGCAGAAGCCUAAUCUGUUGGGUGAAGCUAAGCAUAGGCAUACAAAUCUGUCUGCAGAAAAUGUAGAUGAUACCAUGCCUAGUUCCAACAUUCCUCCUUUACCCUCAAAAUCCAGUGAGAUGGCCUCAAAAAUACUUCUGCAUCUUGAUAAGUUGGUUUCCCCUAAAGAAAAAUCUCCAACAAAGAUGUCGUCAUCCAUGUUACGAGGACAGGCUCUUCGAAGUAUGGAGACAGUAGAUUCAUCAAAAUUCCUGGAUAACAUACGGGAUAAUGGAUUGGAUGGCUCACAUGGAAAUUUGUCUGCUGGUGCUCAAAAGUUAAAAUCGAAGAUAGAUGAAACUGAGAGUGGUCCGUCGAAAUUUGUUGCUCCUACUGAUGUAUUAGUUUCUGUCGAUGCAAAUACUACAGCCCCAAAGAAGCAAGAUAUAUCUAUUUUUAAAUCUGGAGAUUCCUCUGGAACAAAACCUGUUUCUCAUCCUCCACAAAAGAAGAGGGCAUUCCAUAUGAGUGCACCCGAGGAUUAUUUGGAGCUGGAUGAUGAUGCCCAUCCUAAUGGAGCUGUGUCUCCUUUCUCUACUUCUGGGAAAGAAACAACCGUCUCCACUGCUGUGGCUGAUAAAACUACCUCUGCUAUUGGAACAGCUGUACUGGAGAAGCCCCCAUGUUCAUCUGUGCUAAUGCCAUCCAAAAGUUUUACAAUAGAUGGUAAACCUCAAGUUAGGACAGCUGAUGGGUCCAAAGUUGAAAAGAAGGUUGAUGUACCAACCUCUAUAACUUCAUCUGUCUCUGAUCCUAUUUUUAAGCCAAUUUCAGAAGCUUCUAACACAAGUUUAGGCUUUAACAAAUCUACUACACCUAAUGGAUCAGUUGCUAAUCCUCCCCUAUUUAACUUUGGGAAUAAAGUUGUUCCAUCAAUGGAGCUGACGGCUGCUGAUGCUCCGUCAAAAUACUCUACCAAGUCAGGUCCACUAUUUGGUUUGGAGAAGGUUCCAUUAUCAAAAGAGCCAGGUGCUGAUGCUCCUUUGGUUAAUUCUGGGUUCAACAAAAAUGGUGGCAAUGUUUUACAAGUACCUGUUACUUUCUCUUCAUCUGUUGGUGAAUCUGCUGUUUUUAAAUUUGGCUCUUCUGACUCAAAGCCGAUAAGCUCAAUCAGCUCAACUACUGUUCCUGGUGCUGUUGAUUCAAUGCCAAAAGCUCUUGAUUCAGACAAUGCUGGUGCUAAGACUAAUAUAAUAGCUGGUUUCUCUGCUCGGUUAUCUGAACCAGCUGUUUCUUCUGUGGCAUCGAUGCCAUCGUUGACAUCGCCUGCAAAUUUAUUUACCUUUGGCAACAAUUCAAAUCAAAAUAAUGGACCUGCUGCUUCAAGCCCUACAUUUUCCUCUCCAUUUCCCCCUCUGACAAACAAUUUUACAGGUCAGAAUAUAUUCAGUAGCUCAUCUCUUGCAGCAAGCAACAGCAGUGUUAGUGCAUAUGUAGCCUCCACUAGCAUGGGCAUGACAACUAGCACCCCUGCUGUAGUUGCCGCCAGCAAUAGCAGUUCCUCCACCCAAGUCUCAUCUUCAUCUCCCACAACUUCAUUUUUCAAAUUUGGAUCUACCCCUUCAGCACCAACAAGUUUACCUGUGUCAUCUUCUGGCUCAGAACCACUGGAAAACAAGAGUGGCACAGGGAUUGGCAUGUUUGGAAGCUCUUCUGCUGCAAUUGGAAGCACAGGGAGUGGCAUUUUUGGGUUUAGUACCCCAGCAAUGACAACUGGAAAUAGCCAGUCUCUGGGUUCUGUCUUUGGCACUACAAGUGGAUCUGGUACUAGUGGUUUUGCCACUUCAUCUGAGAGUCAGUCAGUGGCAUUUGGUUCAUCUGCAUCAGCCCCAUUGUCUGGGUUGACUGGGAGUGCAGCUUUUUCUUCAGGGAGUUCAUUGUUUUCUUCUUCAAGUUCUGCCACAAACAUUUUCAAUGCGGGUACAACUUCUGGGAAAAGUACCCCUGCUGCUUCCUCAGAAGCCAACCCUGUUAGCUCCAGUGGUGGCACAAGUUCUUCUGUGUUUGGGCUUUCAAGUUGGCAGCCCAGCAAGUCUCCAUUGGGUUCUUCCUUUAGUUCAUCAUCUUCACCUUCCUCUGGGUUUUCUUUUGGUUCUUCUUUUAGUUCAUUGUCUUCAUCUACUCCUGGGUUUUCCUUUGGAGGAACAUCCACAUCUUCUGUUACUUCUUCCAGUUCCCCCAUGAUGUUUGGAUCAUCUGCUGUUGCAUCAACUCCUCAGUUUUCAUUCACUUCUGCUACAGCUACUACCAACACACAGCCUGCUUUUGGAAGUUCUAGUCCUAGUCCUGGCUUCACGUUUGGUGGUUCAGCUCCAGCUCCUGUUAAUAAUGAUCAGAUGAGCAUGGAGGACAGUAUGGCCGAGGACACAGUUCAAGCAACUCCACCCGCAACUCCACCCGCAACUCCCAUAUUUGGUCAACAACCUGCCCCACUUCAAUCAAAUUUUGCAUUUGGAGCAUCAGCUUCAACAGGAGCGAGUCCUUUCCAGUUCGCAGGACAACAGAACAUUGCUCCUCCACAGAAUCCAUCUCCAUUUCAGGCUUCUGGCAGUCUUGAGUUUAAUGCUGGAGGGAGUUUCUCAUUGGGCACUGGUGGGGAUGACAAGUCUGGUCGAAAAUAUAUUAAAGUUAGGCAUAAUAGAUCGCGGAAGAAGUAAGCCUAUUUUGUUUAUGAAAAUGGUUAUUUCUGUUGCUGCUGCAGGCUGCACUUCAUUAUUGCUACAAAUUAAUAAACUCUAAAGGUGAGUGAUUCCUGAGUUUGUGUCCAGUUAGGAGGGAUCUGGACGACGCUAUUGAAAGCACACAUAAUCAGAUGCAAGGUUGUCAGUCUCAUUUGUCUUGCUUCUUAUAGAGUGCAAGGCAUAAUUUUUCACAAUUUUGUAAUAAUAGUAUGAUAUGGUUGAACAUAAUCUGCUGUACUUGUAAUGGUUUUAGGUCAUAUAGUAAUAGAUCAAAGGAUUUGGUCAGUUAUGUUCACAAAAUCCCUGUAUUCUCGUUACUUGUAUCAUAGCCAGAAAUAGGCAUGAAUGGCUUAGCUGGUUGUCAAAUAACUUACAAUUCUAGUGAGCAAUCUGUGAUUAUUAGCUGGUAGGCCUUUUUCUUCCCCGCUUAUUUUAGCGUCAAGUUUUGUUUGGUCACUUACAAAAUGAGGUGGAUUUUUUGGGCUAUUC